AGUUGCUCACAAAAUCCUUUAAAAACUCAUUGGAUUGUUUUAAAAAUGCACUGUAACCAUGCUUAAAGGGUCAGUUCACCCAGAUUAGAACAUUAACAUUUUCACACUUACCUCUAAUGGUUUCCAACAAUGCAGAUUUUUUUUUUUAAACUUGCCCAGGUUUUGAGAUAUCAAUCUCUGAGACUUCUGCCUUCACCACAAAGGAGAUAUAUAGCUCAAAAACUUCAAACCAAAACUAUCUACAUGGUUAGAAAACAUUACAGAUAAGUGAGAAAUUGCGUUAUAUUUAUUCAUUUUUGUAGUUUGUGUGAACCAACCCUGUAAAAUAAGCCAGUUUUUCUAAGUUUCUGAAAGCUGACAUUUUGGAGAUGUGUGACUUUUACAGGACACAAACCUGCUUUUAUCAGUAAUAUGGCAGUCACCUUCCUUUGCCUUUAGGGUCCUUAAUCAUUCUUUUUAAUGGUCAUGUGUCCCUUAAUAUCUGUCAUUACAAAUGGUAUAGCACAUUACAGGAGUAAAGUACAAUUUGAUUGUUUUUCACACUGUAUCCUACUUUUGUUUCAUUUCAUGUGUGGCCUAGAUACAGAAGAAAAGAGAAGGAUAUCAAAAAAAAGAGAAGGAAAAUAACGUGAUGGAAUUUCAUUUUGUCCAUAAAAGCGAAAGGGGACAUUAAACUGAAACUAUCAUUCAGACAACGCUUUCUACUGAAACCAAGCAUUUCCUUUCAAAACCCGUGGCCUCAGGAGGGCAAAUCAUACAAACUAUCUGACGGUUCUGUUAAUGUCCAACAAGAACAGAAAAUAAUGAGGAAAUCAAUAUCAGAAUCCAUCAGAUAAUGCUGAUAUUAUUUAUUCACACCACAAAUGUCGUGACAGUUUAACUACCUUGGGGUGGGCAAUAUGGCCCUAAAAUAAAAAAUAAUAAUAAAGUCAAUUAUUUCUUAUUUCACCAUUUUAAUUCUACUUAAUCCUUACUUUAUUGUGAUAUUUUAUUGUCACCAAGACACAUUUAUUUCAGUUGUGUCUUGUGACAUAACUGUAUGAACCCCAUGUACUUAUAUGCAAUCAGCCCAACUCAGCUCAACAGGAAGACACAAAUGUCACUUUCCAGCACUGCAGUCAUACGACAUGAUUUGUGUGUUAACUUUAUAUUGCAAAUAAGUAACAAUAAUAAAAACACAGGCGACACAAAUAACAUCAUUAACUUAGAUAUUUUUCAUCAAUAAUUUUCACAUGACCCAUUUGUUUGCAUCUUUGUUUUUCAUGGUAUAGUAAUAAAUUAAGCACGCAAAAUGUCUAAAAAGAUUUGUUCAUAGGUCGUAUGACAAUUUACAAUUAUGAUGUAAACGUUUAAAUGUACAUGCAGGUUUACAGUUCCAACUAGUUACACUACUGUUAAUAUUCUUAUUCUCAUACAUAAUAUUUAAAUUUACUUUUAAAAUCUAAAAAUCUGGUUAAAUUAUUAGUAUAUAUAACCAGAAGGGAAAGAGAAUGAAAGGAGUGAGCAGGGGAUUUUUUUUUGUUGUUGUGGUUUUUGAAGUUUCACUUUCCAGUCUCAAAAGAUUCCCUUGAAGAGGCGUGUCUAAAGAGUAUUUAAGACAACCCUUAGCCUCUAUCCCUCACAGCACUUCAACAAACUUUGCUUUCUUUGACGCUAGCUGAUCUCUCCAGCUGCACUUAUUACAGCUCCUUUCUACCAUCGCCACCACAAGGAACAAGCAUCUGUGUCAUCUUGACCAAAGAGGAAACCAACAAUGUCCAGCAUCAUGAAAGUGUUUCUGCUCCUGGCUGUCAUGGUCUGCAUCUCUAAAGCCCAGCUUCACCAAUCAGGACAGCGCUGUCUGUGUAAUCGCAUCAGGAGUAAAUUAGCCUUCAAGUCUGAAGUAAAGGACAUCCAGAUCUACCCAGUAAACAUCUUCUGUAACAAAGUGGAGAUUGUUGUCACCCUAAAGAGGGGCUUUCGCUAUUGCCUGGACCCCAAGUUGGACUCAAUGAAAAAACUCCUGGCUAACAUCAUCAAACAGAAAACCUCUACUACAGCCAGACCAACUGAGCUCACUUCCACCCCAGGCAGCACCAACACAGCUCGCAUCUGACUCUCUCUUUAUCUCCUUGGAUCAAUGAGAAGCUCAGUUGACCUCUGACACCCAACAAACGCACCUUAAAUGAAUGUACAUGUGAAAUGAAUGAAACUUUGUCUAUUUAUCUUCUAUUUAUACUGAUGUGCACUUACAGUGCAUCUCCGUUAUAUUUUAUUUCUUUUUAUUUGUUUUAGUAAAUAGAUUUAUGUGUUGUAAACCAAGUUUUCUGCAUUUUGGUAAAUUCAGUUUUUUGAUAGUAAAAAAAAUAAAAUGAAAAAAAUCAAGUGAG
Siniperca chuatsi (mandarin fish) is the source of this 2369-nucleotide messenger RNA. RefSeq names its product C-X-C motif chemokine 6-like. Gene Ontology annotation, cellular component: extracellular region. The coding region runs from base 1754 to 2095 and encodes 113 amino acids. Gene Ontology annotation, biological process: chemokine-mediated signaling pathway; neutrophil chemotaxis; inflammatory response. NCBI's taxonomy places the organism in Eukaryota, Metazoa, Chordata, Actinopteri, Centrarchiformes, Sinipercidae. The record is from RefSeq and is a predicted model, not a curated record. The transcript has 4 exons. Gene Ontology annotation, molecular function: chemokine activity; CXCR chemokine receptor binding.